Naegleria gruberi is the source of this 1839-nucleotide messenger RNA. RefSeq lists its product as uncharacterized. The record is from RefSeq and is a predicted model, not a curated record. The transcript has a single exon. Bases 1 to 1839 code for a protein of 612 amino acids. NCBI's taxonomy places the organism in Eukaryota, Heterolobosea, Eutetramitea, Acrasida, Naegleriidae.
AUGGCUUUGGAUUUGAGUGAAUGUGGAAAUGAUUUAUUUACAAUUCUUGAUAGGAUUGAUUUUUCUGAUAUUCCAAACAAGGGUAUUGUGAACUUGUUUAAACAUUCUAAUCGAUUAUUCAAUUAUUGUACUUCUAGUGAGCUCCGUAUUGAUAAAAAAUUAAGGAAUAUGAUUAGUUAUAAGAAUGACAGAGAUUUAAUCCUGCAAUCAGUCAAACAUCAUGGAAACAUACUAAAUUACGUAGAUAGGAUAUUUUCAGAAGAUCCUGAAUUGAUCUUUGAAGCACUCAAAACAUGUCCAAGUAUGAUCAGUAAACUCCCACCUUCUCACUUGAAGAAUACUGAUUUUGCAUUAAGAAUGGCUUCUCGAUUCACAUAUUUCUGGUUUCCUUCCUUCUAUUUAAAUCAAGAUGAGGAAUUCUGGUAUCAGGCAGUUAUUGUCCACAAGUUCCUUGCGAUUCAGGAUUUGCCUAUAAAACCAUAUCACUACUUGGAGCUAAAGAAAAUAGUGCUGUCUAGAAAAGGAUUCCUAUUAGAAUUAUUUUCUGACAAGGACAGGGAGGAUAUUGAGUUGGUAUUGUGUGCAAUGCAGAUUCCAAAAUACUUUAAAUUUGCUUCUGAAAGAUUGCAAAACUCAGAGCAGUUUGCCUCUUGCAUUUUCUCAAUCUAUUCAUCCAAUUCUCUAUUUGGUGUGAAUUCUUUUCCAUAUAUUAUACCAGAGCUCAAAAAUAAUUUUACAUUUAUGAAAUUGAGUUGCCUGAAGUUUAACCCGUCUCUGUUCAAACAUGCUUCUCCUGAGCUGAGAGGAAAUAUUGAAUUUAUCAAGUGUAUUAUCAAUGAUUGCUUUUCAAGAAGUAUGAAAGCUAGCUAUGUGCGAGAAAAUAUCAUCCUGAACAUUAUGGGAAGGAAAGAAGACAGAGAUGAGCUCAUUAAGGUACACAACCAUUGCAAGGCAGAGUAUCCCAAUCAAAAAUUAUUAUUCUUUGCUAGUCCACUUUUGUUCUUUGACGAAAGUUUUAUUAGAAAUGAAACUGCUCAAUUACUUCCUAAGAAUGAGGAGUUCUCUAUUGAGAAAUUGUACGCAUCAGCCUUUAAACAAAGAGAGAUUAUGGUUUGUGCAGCUUGUUCGCUUAUUGAACCAUCUCUGUAUUCUAAUGACCAUUAUCAAUUUUCUUCAACAUUCUUUCACUAUAUGAACGAAAGCCAUGUUAAAAUUAUCUAUUAUGAGUGCUAUUCAUGGAAGGAUCAAUCAAAGUAUGAUUCACUUACACAGGAAACCAAAAACAGUAUUGACAGCACAUUAUUUGAAAUGACAAGAUCCAUUUCUUCUUCUUUGGAACAUGUUUGUUGGGAUGAUAUGUCAGAUUCAUUACUUUUUUCAGAAUUGGAACGAUUCUUUUCACAAGGAUUCACCUUAGUUGGAGAAUAUACCAAGAAUCUCAUUGGAAAGUCAUUCACAAAAAGAUUUGGAAAUGAUCGAAGCUUUUUCAAAAAUUUUAUAGUUUCGAAUAAGAGAGUGCCCAUUCUCCAAUAUGCUUCUGAUGAAAUUAAGGACGAUUUGAGUUUCUUUCUUGCACUUACUUAUUUACCAUGUUGUAUUCAAUAUGCUUCCGAGAAAUUGAGGUCAAAUAAGGAAUUUGUGAAGAAAGUUGUAAUGAAAGAUGAUAACAUGUUCCAAUACGCCUCUGAAACAAUCAGAAAUGAUUAUGAAUUUGUUUUGGAACUAUUAAUUGAAAAAAAAUAUGGACUUGAAUGUUUCUAUCAAUUUUCCACACGAGAGGUAAAGAUUCAGUUGUUCCAAAAUCAACCAGAUUUAAUGAAGCAAAUAAGCCGUAUUUAA